Messenger RNA from Acyrthosiphon pisum (pea aphid), 1487 nucleotides. RefSeq names its product lipid droplet associated hydrolase sturkopf (gene sturkopf). Gene Ontology annotation, cellular component: lipid droplet. NCBI's taxonomy places the organism in Eukaryota, Metazoa, Arthropoda, Insecta, Hemiptera, Aphididae. The record is from RefSeq and is marked validated. Gene Ontology annotation, biological process: lipid storage. Gene Ontology annotation, molecular function: lipase activity.
UCGUAUCGUGUCGCCGCCACCUCGCUCUAUCCACGGUUUCCCGUUGUUAGUCGGUACCGUCGCACGACCGCCGUUUUCAUCGGCCAACCACCGCGAAAAUACGACAGAAUAGGAACGGACCGCUGUUACUACCACCAAGGCAUUACUACAGCGGCUGCAGAGGCAUCGGCAGCGACAGUUGCAAAGAUGAAGUCGACAACUGCGGAUGAUGACAGCGGCUGCAGCUUGAAAGCGAGAGAUCUAUGGGUGGAUGUUAACGGCGUGCCCACUCGAGUGCUGUGUUGGGGCCAGCCGAUCGACGAGGACAAUAAACAUGAAUUAAAGAGAGUAGUGCUGUGCGUGUGCGGAAACCCGGGUGUAACGGAGUUCUAUGAAAAAUUUCUGCAGGAAGUCUAUCGGACCCUCAACGUUCCUGUCUGGGUGUUAUCGCAUGCAGGUCAUGAAGUUCCACCGUCGAAUUUGGGACUUACAGUCCCUGACCCUCAAAAGUAUCCCGAUCUUUACACGGUAAAGGGACAAAUAGAACAUAAAUUACGGUUUAUCGAGAAGUAUAUACCAGAUAAUUGCGAUCUAUAUUUUGUGGGUCAUUCAGUCGGGUCGAAAAUUAUAUCAGAAUUGCUAAAGGACAGUGCAAUGGCCCAGAGAUUAUCUGUUAAACGUUCAGUGUUCCUGUUUCCCACUCUACAGAAAAUGCGGGAGACGCCUAACGGACGUAAACUUGUAAAUUUUACUGCGUCCAAUUUUCUACCCAUCACAAUAUUUUUAUCUUGGAUUUUUACUACAUUUCCGGCUUUUAUCAAAACAUUUUUGGUAAAUAUGACCCUAAUAAUCAUGGAAGGAGGACGUGUCGAAGAUCAUGUUAUCCGGUCAGCCGUGCGUUUGGUUCAUCCAAUGGUGUUGCGCAACGUAUUUUUGGCAGUAGACGAAAUGGAUAAAAUAUACGAUUUGGACUUCAAGCCGUUGAAGGACAACGCGAAAAGAUUGCACAUGUACUUCGGCAAAACCGACAAUUGGUGUCCGACAUCGUUCUAUGACGACAUCAGCAAGUGCGUGCCGGAAGCAGAGACUGUACUGUGCGACAAAGGCUACCAACACGCAUUCGUGAUCGGUCAUUCCGACGAGAUAGCUGGCAUCGUGUGCGACUGGCUCCAACUCGACCUAGGGGACGCUUAAGUGAUGUAGUAUGCACUAACAUUGGGCGUCAUCUACAUCGACUGUUAUUUGCUUUCAGCGUUAAGAAAUUAUAUUUUUAUACAUUUUUUUUUAAAUUAUUAUUUUAUAAAUACAUUUUUGUACCUAUACCAAUGAUAUUCUUCUAGUCUGACACGCCUCACCUCGACACAAACAAAUAAUUCGUAAAUCGUGUAAUAAAUAUUGGGGUAGGGUAUAAUACAUUCAACAUUGUUAGUAUUGCAUAUAUAUCAAAUAUAUUUGAAUUAUGCCUGUAUAAUUAUUAGUAUAGUUUUAUAUUUCACAUGACAAAAUAA